Pieris rapae (cabbage white) is the source of this 534-nucleotide messenger RNA. RefSeq lists its product as uncharacterized. The transcript is spliced from 2 exons. Lineage: Eukaryota; Metazoa; Arthropoda; Insecta; Lepidoptera; Pieridae. The record is from RefSeq and is a predicted model, not a curated record. Bases 106 to 513 code for a protein of 135 amino acids.
AAUUAAAAAACAAUACUACAUUAAUUCAUUGUAUAAAUAAGAUUUUCACAGUCAGUCUAUAAAUUCUUCUUAAGGUCCUUAAUACAAAGUUACGAACGUUACAAUAUGAAGAACGCAAUUUUGUUCAUAACCUUUCAAGCCAUAAUUAUUAAGACCGCAUACUCUCAAUGUUGCAAUCGAGUUAUCUCCAACUGCGCUCCAAACGUUGUCGAAACGAUUCUGCCAAAUCAAUACUUUGGCCCUCAAUUGGCACCAGCUCCCAUACUACCCGCUUUAGGACCUGCUCCCGUUUUGGCACCACCUCUAGUGCCAGGUGUGAUCUCUGAAGUUGGAUAUCCAACUGUUAUUCAAGACAGCAGUGUUGCCAACAGCUUGGCAAACGCCCUACAACUACUUGUUGUUAGCAAUUUGUUGAGUAGCACUUUGCCAGGCCCAUGUGAAUUGCCAUUAUCCGGAUAUCCGGUGGAAAGUAUUCCAAUUCCAUCGUUGCCAGCCUAUAAUUAUGUUUACUAGUUUAAUAAACUUAAACGCAUA